Messenger RNA from Monopterus albus (swamp eel), 2140 nucleotides. RefSeq names its product trypsin like peroxisomal matrix peptidase 1 (gene tysnd1). Gene Ontology annotation, molecular function: serine-type endopeptidase activity. The transcript is spliced from 4 exons. Gene Ontology annotation, cellular component: peroxisome. Gene Ontology annotation, biological process: protein processing; regulation of fatty acid beta-oxidation. The record is from RefSeq and is a predicted model, not a curated record. The coding region runs from base 261 to 1862 and encodes 533 amino acids. Lineage: Eukaryota; Metazoa; Chordata; Actinopteri; Synbranchiformes; Synbranchidae.
UUUUCGUGGACCAAUGAGACACAACCAGGAAGCUCGACAAUGUUUCAACGUAAACGCUGUUAGGAGGAAUAUUUGCAAAAGAAGACUAGUUUAAAUUCGGCACUCUGAUAUACCUACCUUGUAUGGAUCUUUGGUGGCUUGUCUGAACAUUGGUUCUCUGGCUUUUUUAAUGUGCUGCUUUUAACGACAUUUCUGUGUUUCUAAUUUGCUAAACACCGUCACCGGACACAUGUGUAAAGUUCAUCUGCGCUGCUAACGGAAUGGAGGUAAAGGAGGUAGACAGGUGUUGCUGUGUAGUCAAGGCGUCAGAGGCUUUUUCAGCAAAGAAAUCUGUGAGUUGCAGCGGAGUUAUCGUCCAUCCUCAGACUGGAACUGUGAUAUGUACUGGCUUCCCGUUUACUCGUUUUAUAAUUGAUAAAAAAUCACUUUCCCCAAACCAUAGGAUCCUGUCACCGCACAGCUUCAGCGAAAAACUUAAAAUCCGCGUCAGCUUUUGUAGCCGUCGAGAUUUGGAUGCCAACCAGUGCGUACAGGGAGAAGCAUUCACACCGUCCAAAAGCAAAACAGCACGACAGCAGGAAGUUGCAGCCGAGUUGCUGAUGCUGGUGAAUUGCCUGGAGUUCAAAGAGGCUUUCCAGGCACUUUUCCAGGAGACUGACCAGUGGCGUUUCCAUGGUGAUGAAGUGGAUGAGGAGCUGAUCAGAGAUGCUCAGUUCCUCAGCUGGUUUGCUGUACUUAAGACAGCUGUGGCAGCUGACAGUAGCCCACAUUCAGGGACCAUCCCCUGGCAGAGCAGCUUGUCUCUCCAGAAGGGCUGUCCGGUUGUUGCAUGUGGCUCACCUUUUGGCUCCCUUUGCUUAGAUCUCUUCAUCAGUGCCCUCAGCAGAGGUAUCAUCAGUAACCUUGCUGGAGAGGAGAAUGCUGUCAUCCUCACUGAUGCCCGUUGCUUGCCAGGCACAGAGGGUGGAGGCUUGUUUGUGGUGGAAGGUGCAGACAGCGUGUGUCUCACUGGGCUGAUUGUGUCUCCAUUUGGCUGGAAGGCAAAUGAAUGGAUAGGUCUCACUUUAGUCUGCUCUGUCCACGUGAUCUUCAGGAAUAUCAUCACAUGCAUAAGUGGUCAAGAUCUGCUCCGAGAUGUUUGGCUCCAUUCCGGGGUGGUAGGUCUUCACUUGUCCACCACAGCCCAUGAAUCAAAAGCUGUUAAAUAUCCUACUGUGUGCUUUGUGGACAGUGGACACUUCUGGGGCUCAGGGGUUGUAAUUACCUCACAGCUAGUUGUGACCUGUCGGCAUGUUGUCAGCGGGAAGUCCACAGUCACCUUGAAGUUCCAUCACAGGGGCAGAGUCCAUGCUUGUGUGGGUGAUGUGCUGUUUUCCACAAAAGCAUCUUCACCAUAUGAUCUGGCUUUGGUGCAGUUACAAACCUCCUGCCCAGAGGCUGCGACCCCUCGAAUGGCCCAGAGUUUCCAUCCAGGUGAAUCUGUAGUUGUGGUGGGAUAUGGUGGGUUGGGUGGGAGCUGUGGUCCAUCCCUGACCUCUGGCGUCCUCUCCAAAGCCAUUAGCUUUAAUUACCAGCCCAUCAUGCUUCAGACCACUUGUGCAGUACAAGCAGGGGCCAGCGGUGGUGCUCUGGUGCGGACACAAACAGGAGAGCUGCUGGGUGUCGUAUCCAGCAACACAAGGGACAUGGCUGCCAAUGUGACCUACCCACACCUCAAUUUUUGCAUCCCAGUGACUGUUUUCCAGAGAUUGUUGCAGCACUUUCACCAGACAAGAGAUGUUGAUGUGUUCAGCGCAUUAGACACCGCAGAAAAAGAAGUUAUAAGGGUGUGGAGGCUACAGGGUGCUCAAAGCAAACUAUAACGAAGGACUUGUGCAGCCUCAGAUACGUUAGAGAAAAAGGUUGAGUGACUAAUCAGCUAUGGACUAUGUGUAAAAUCACAUUAGGUAAUCAAAUUGAUAUGAUGUAAUUUUUUUAACCAAAACUGGAGUUUUCAAAUAUAUAACUUAAUGUUGAUAUGCUCACAUAGUCAUGAGGUAAAUAGUGUGAAAUAUUAUAAGACUGCUUAAAUCUUAACAGGCAAGUUACUUUAAUACCUGUAAUGAUUGUACUGUAAUGUAAUUAAAUUGAUAAAAUGGUU